Molecule: messenger RNA, 1112 nt
Organism: Bactrocera neohumeralis
Lineage: Eukaryota; Metazoa; Arthropoda; Insecta; Diptera; Tephritidae
Product: putative nuclease HARBI1
Exons: 3
Coding region: 179-973 (264 amino acids)
Source: RefSeq, a predicted model, not a curated record
UAUCUUUGUGCAAAAUUUUAGAUUAACUCGUGAAAUUUGCCGCCGCCUAAUUGAUGAACUGGCCCCACAUGAUAAUCAGAAAACGUCACUACCUUUAACUGUAAGGGUUCUAGCAGCUUUGAACUUCUUUGGACACGGCUCAUAUCAGAAAUGUGUAGGUAACAACGUCAACUUGCCCAUGAGUCAGUCAUCCCUUUCGAGAAGUCUGCGAGCUGUAGCAAAACUUAUUGUGAAGGUGAAGGGAGGAGAAAUAAAGUUUCCCAGUUCAAUAGAGGAAGAAACUUUUAUAAAAACGGGAUUUUUUAGAAAAUUUGGAAUAAAAAGCACCAUAGGAGCAAUUGACUGCACGCAUAUUGCUAUCAUUGCUCCACCAUCAAAUAAUGUCGAACGUCCUCUUAAUUUAUAUUUAAAUAGAAAAGGAUUCUACAGUAUCAAUGUUGAAGCAGUUUGCGAUCACCGAUUAUGUUUUACAUUUGUAAAUGCUAAAUUUCCGGGUGCAACACAUGACUCUGGAAUUUGGGCAACUUCUGACCUACGAGAACAGCUCAUUCGUCAGCAUACUAAUACGUCUGAGCAACAACGGAGGGAAUCUUGGCUUCUUGGCGAUCAAGGUUAUCCUCUAGAACCGUGGCUUUUAACACCAGUGGGAACACCUAAUACCCAUAAAGAGCAAAAAUACAACAAAUUACAUGGUUCUGCAAGAAACUGCAUAGAGAGAGCAUUUGGUGUUUUAAAAUCUCGCUUCAGAUGUUUGUUGAAGCACCGAGUUCUACAUUAUUCACACGAAACUUCCGCUUUGUUUGUUAGUACUUGCGUUAUAUUGCAUAAUAUAAUGACGAAAGCAGGCAUUACGUUCAACGAAAUAGAUGACGGGGUUGCAGAAGACUUUGAUUCUCCAAUUAAUGAUUAUAACUCUUCACAGUACAUGCGCGAAGGUGAAAGAACAAGAUCAAGAUAUAUAUCAACUCUUUAGUUAUAUACAUAUAUACAGAAGCCAAUCCAUAUACUUAUGUACAUAAGUAUAUAAAUGUUCUCACAAUUCGACUUUCGAAAUACACUACUUACUUCCAUUAUUUGUUUAUUUAUUUAUCCUUUUUGUUAAAAGAAAACAA